Salvelinus namaycush (lake trout) is the source of this 799-nucleotide messenger RNA. RefSeq names its product low affinity immunoglobulin gamma Fc region receptor II-a-like. NCBI's taxonomy places the organism in Eukaryota, Metazoa, Chordata, Actinopteri, Salmoniformes, Salmonidae. Gene Ontology annotation, biological process: cell surface receptor signaling pathway. The annotation marks the transcript as partial. Gene Ontology annotation, molecular function: transmembrane signaling receptor activity. The record is from RefSeq and is a predicted model, not a curated record. The transcript is spliced from 4 exons.
AUGAACUGUGAGAACUUCUUCCAGAGGACCUGCACAAAGAGGAUCCACACCAAAAGGACCUACACCCAGACCACAGCACCAACAGCCACAUCCCCUCCCCCAACCAGUUGCCCCUCCUGCCCACCCCAUACCCCCACUCAGCAAAGAGGGCCUCAACAUAACAGUCACACGUACGCCAAGGCCUUGAGCAGGCAAACAGGCCCAACCCCCACUCUUACACUAGCCCAAACCAAUGGCAGCUGUGAGGUUCAGGGGAACUCUGCUGGAUGGAGACUGAAGAGGUCCACAGUCUCUGGGGAGCGUUCAGAUUGUGGAAGAAAAUGGGGAAAACCAGAAGGGUCUUCAUGCAUCGUGUCGCUAAUACCAUCACACAGUGGAGCGUACUGGUGUGAGUCUGGGUCUGGAGAACACAGCAAUGCUGUCAACAUCACAGUACCUGAUGGAGCUCUGAUCCUGGUGAGCCCUGCCCUUCCUGUGACUGAGGGAGAUUCUGUGACUCUGCGCUGCAGAUACAAGGGAACUCCCUCUGACCUCACAGCUGAUUUCUACAAAGAUGGAUCCCUCAUCAGGACUGAGACUACAGGAGAGAUGACCAUCCCUGCAGUAUCCAAGUCAGAUGAAGGACUCUACAAGUGUACCAACUCUGAAGGAGAAUCACCAGAGAGCUGGAUGACAGUGACAGCAGUCCCAGUGUUGUCCAUGUCUCUACCCAGGCUGCUGUGUAGUCUACUGGUGGGGUCUCCCUACCUGCUGGUGACCAUCAUACUGCUGGUGAAAUGCUGCCGGAGCAAGGCUCAAG